AUGCACCGAUUGUGUCGUAACAAUUGCGCUGAAGCCCGCAGCUCUGUCAACCACGCUGAGCUGGUGUUACUUCUACCUACCAUCAUGCCGAUUCAGCAUGGCGUAACGAGCUCCUGCCUCCAAGAGUUAGUGCCAUGCCGAUAUCUGUAUUUUAUCGCAACUCAUACAGUCGACUAAAUGUGUUGCAUAAUUGCAUUCGGAGAGGAUUACCCCGAGUCCACCAGUAGAGAGACCGAAACAGUGUCCACCUUGAUCAUCAGUUUCCCUGGUCACUCAUCAAGAUCGAGCUUCGACGACGGUAGAGAGGAAGGAUUUGCAUCCCUGACACUGCUAAUCCUAGUUUUUGCCUUGAGGUGGUGAAUCAGCAGCGAUGGCGACGAACUGGAAUUUUGCAUUGCUGCUGGUACUCACGUUAGUGGCGCUCAUGACCUUCGGUCAGCCGCUGUUUCAAUCCACGCCUAAUUUUGUAGCCGGCGUAGAGGAACACGCGCGUUCAGAUGCGGUUGAGAAAGAGAGCCUCGAUGAACCGGGGGGUAGUCCCACCUUCACGACAAUCACCGAGGUCGAACCAUCACCCUGUGAGUCGUGGAGAUUAGUCACCUUGCGACGCGGGUCCCGAAGACCUCAGUGGACGCGGAAGCUGAUACAAGGCGACGUCUCGCCCCCAUCUCAUGUGCAGCUUCAAAGGCGAGUGAUCAACUUCAGAGGGAAGAGAAAACUCCUGAUCAGACCAAGCCCAGAACUAGCAGGCCGACCCCCGAGAACGCGCGCCAGGGAUGUUUCACCUGGAGCCAAGCCCACUCAUGGAGCCAUUCCUCGGAGGUCCGUGAUAAACACUUUCCAGUCCGAUCGCAUGGUCCCCACUGGACCGAAUCCUUUGCACAACAGCAAUCGGUCUCAAGUCAUCUUCCCCUAAAAGGAAUCCUCAUCCCUCAAUCCGUCGAGGAGAGCUAAUAUUGCUGCACGUAGUAGUCUCGGUGCCUCACAUCACAACUUCCACCAGUCGCGAUUUUUGUAAAGCAUUUUGGAGACAACACUGGGCCCGAAGUGGGUAACAACAAUGUAAAGGUCAUGAAUGAAACUAGUUACAAAGAUUUUGUUUGCUAGGAGAUUGACACAGAUAGAAUGAAUCCUCGCCAAUCACCAACACAAAGGAACUCGCAUCAGGCACUGACAACAUGGAAGUUGCAAUUGGAGACAAAGUCCUGUCAGUUCUAUGGUUAUAAACUGCAAGGUUUAUUGCA
Messenger RNA from Physcomitrium patens, 1244 nucleotides. RefSeq lists its product as uncharacterized. The record is from RefSeq and is a predicted model, not a curated record. NCBI's taxonomy places the organism in Eukaryota, Viridiplantae, Streptophyta, Bryopsida, Funariales, Funariaceae.